Messenger RNA from Nasonia vitripennis (jewel wasp), 6762 nucleotides. Its product is annotated as macoilin-1. The record is from RefSeq and is a predicted model, not a curated record. NCBI's taxonomy places the organism in Eukaryota, Metazoa, Arthropoda, Insecta, Hymenoptera, Pteromalidae. Bases 633 to 2804 code for a protein of 723 amino acids. Gene Ontology annotation, biological process: neuronal signal transduction. The transcript is spliced from 12 exons. Gene Ontology annotation, cellular component: rough endoplasmic reticulum membrane.
GCUCUGCAGACGUCUCGCGCGAGCGAGGAAAGGCUGCGAAGAGAGAAUCGUCGCGCGUAAUACUCGGUAUCAUCAUAAAAGUAUAGGUAUAGUGUAAUAGGUGCGCUUGCGCAGCCACAAGUAUAAUAUAACACACACGGGGAGAGCCAUGGCCGCGUAUAGCUAGGCUAGAUAGACUCGCGCUCGUUGUCAUCGUCGUCGCUUCCCGGGGGACGAAUCGUCAGAGCCGCGGCGUGCGCGCGCGUGGGCUUCUCUCUCGCUGCACACAACAUUCUAUAUAGACAUAAUACUCGGCCUGCAGCAAUAGCCUCUCUAGCAGUAGAGAGCAGCAGCGGUUGUGGCCUGUAUAUAGGUGUCCGACCAAGCGACCGUGUGUGCGUGAGUGUGUGUGUUGGUGCGCGCGAGUGCGAGAGAGAGAGAGAGAGAGGAACACAGAGUAGAGAUCGCGCAGAGGGAGAGCUGGUGAUCGCGUUUGUGCUCGCCGUCGUGGCUGCUCUCGCGUGUGUCGCGCUCGCGCGCGUCUGCGUCCGUGUUCGCGCCCUGGCUGUGUUGUUAUUGACGCCGAUACCGCCGAGCUUCAUCAUCGAACGAGAGGAUUGCAGCCUGGCCGCGCUGGACAGUGCCCGGGGAAUAUGAAGAGAAGAAAUGCCGAGUGCGGCAAGCUCCGGAGGCCCUUGAAGCGCAACAAGAUCACCGAAGGAAUUUACGGGAGUACACUGUUAUACCUGAAGUUUCUUCUACUAUGGGCCAUGGUGAUUUUAGCAGACUUCAUUUUAGAAUUCCGAUUUGAAUUUUUAUGGCCUUUUUGGCUACUGCUCAGAAGCGUUUACGAUUCCUUUAAAUAUCAGGGCUUGGCUUUCUCUGUGUUUUUUAUUUGUAUUGCACUUACGUCAGAUAUGAUUUGUUUCUUCUUCAUCCCAGUACACUGGCUGUUCUUUGCAGCUAGUACAUAUGUUUGGGUGCAGUACGUUUGGCACACAGACAAAGGCGUGUGCUUGCCAACUGUGAUGUUGUGGCUACUGUUUCUGUAUAUAGAAGCAGCUGUACGAUUAAGAGACCUGCGGCAUAUGCCAUUUCACUUGGACCUCUGUAGGCCAUUUGCUGCCCACUGUAUUGGCUAUCCUGUUGUAACGUUAGGAUUUGGUUUUAAAAGUUACGUUGGCUACAGAAUGAGACAGAGAAAACAAAAAGAUGUAGCGAAAGAAAAUGAGUUCUAUUUACAACUGCUGCAACAAGCAUUGCCUGCGGAACAGCAAGCAGCUAACCUGCAGCAACAAAUACAACCACAUGUGCAAUUACAAGCACAAAUAUCUACCAUAUCGGUAGAACAGAAUUCAAAAUCACAGCCCCACAGGCCAAGUCCACAGUACAACCCAAGUCCAGAGAAAAGCAGAGGUAGAAUUGGCAAUGCUUCUGUAGAUCCAAGUAUUCAAAAUGGUGGAGUUCACAGUAAUUCACAAUUAUCGUCACAAGCACAAAGUGCAACCAAAAAUAAUCAGAGAAAGACUCUUGAUAAAGGGGAGAAACAGGAGGACCAACACACAAAGCAUAAUGCUGAAAAAUUGUCACAGUCUGAAAAGAAUGACAAAAAGUAUGCACACACGAAUGGUACUACUGUAUCUUCCAGUGAUUUACAAUUUAUAGAAAGGAUUAGUUCUGUAAACGAUUUCGACGUUAAUGAAGUAGAAAAAGACAAAUCGGUCAAAGGACAUAAUUCUGUUAAGACACAAUCUAAUGGCUCAGCCGGCGGAAAAUGGAAUAAUGUAAAAGAAAGCAAGGAUACGUCGAACACGACGAACAAUCAACGAGAGAGAAAAGGACGACAAGCGAAAGCAGCGACUGAAACAAUAAAUGAGCAACAAAAGCAACAAGAAGAAUAUUGCCAGAGGUUAAUCGUGUGUCGCAAGCUUGAGGGAGAUAUUAAACGCCUAAAAUCAGACUUACAAUCGAGUCGACAGGUUGAACAAGAAUUGCGAUCUCAAAUUAACACUUUGUUAAAUGGUGAACGACAAGCAAAAAGUGAUAUUCAACAGCUUCAACACGAUAACGAACAGUUGCAGAGCAAAUUACACGGGUUAGUCACGGCUCGACAACAAGACAAACAGACAAUGUCAUCUCUCGAGCGACGAAUAGCCGACGAAAGAAGACAGCGCACAGCCUGCGAGGCAUCACUAGCUUCCGAGAGAAGAGCGCGACGUGCUGCCGAGGAAGCCCGUUCUGCGAUUCCGCCUCCGCCGCCGCCUCUCAUCCGUCAAGAGUGCACAGACGCAUGCAAGUCCCGUAGAGCCCAAAUGGAGCAGGAUCUGAAAAGUUUGCGCCGUGAACUGAAAGCGAAAGACGAAAUGUGUAUGGUUUACGAGAAAGAAACUGCUCAUUGUAAAGAGAAUCAUAGUGAAUCAGAAAUCAUACUUGGGGCACUUAAUGCGCUACAAGACAAAAAUACUCAUUUGGAAAACAGUUUGAGUGCGGAAACUCGCAUCAAACUGGAUCUGUUUUCGGCUCUUGGCGAAGCCAAGCGUCAAUUAGAAAUUAAGGAGAGCCUAAUCCGAUCGCAAGAGAAGGAGAUCGAUAUCUUGAAGGCUAAAAUAGCACAAGACUUAGCUGUCAGUCCACAAGACACAUUUGGUCCUGCAGCUCCUUCAUGUUCUACGUCAAAACUUCGGUUGGGGAAUGAUGUGCGUGUAGGAAGUUCAAAAAUUCGUGCAAAUGAAAGUCCUUGUCCAGGCUGUACUGUGUCGAAUUUAGAUCCCAAUGCAACAGCAUACACACCUAAAGGAUCAUUGGUAGCAUCUACCGAAGCUUAAAAUCCACAUCUGUGAAAUUGGUCAAGCCCAAUAGAGCAGGGUGUAGAUCGAUGAAACGCGUUUUAAAAAGAACUACUCUGUUAUUAGUAAAAGAGAUCAUGUAUCAAUUAAUUUUGUUAAUCACUUAUAAGCUCUGCUUAAACUUUUAUUAUGGUGCAAGUAUUUUCUUAAAAUUAAAAGUUUUGUAAACGCAAAAUUUACAGCAUAAUAAUGAGAAACGCGAUUCAUAUUAUCUACUACAAGGACUAUAACUGAACGUGCUCAAUAUAAAAAAUCUGAUUACUUACUGGUAUAUAUUUUACAAUCGCCAGUGUCACUUGAGUAUGAAGCUCCAUGGCUGUGGGUUGAUUUAACAAAAGUUGUUUGAACUUUGUAACAUUAUUUUCUUUACCCACAUUAUUCCUGGCUACGACUUAUUCAUGUUAUUUAAUUUUUUCUCAUAUGUAUAGCCAAUGUUAACAUCAAAAUAGUAACUUUUUAGAGAGUUAACAUUUUUACAUAACUACUAAAUUGAUAAAUUGUCAGAAAAUAUUUACUAUUUCAGAAAUGGUAUAAUAGCUAUCAAAAAUCUUCCCACAAUACAUGCCUAACACAUGUGACAGCUUGCUGAAUAUGUAUUUACACGAAUCGCGUUCUGGAAUCAGUCCUUCAUAAAAUUGUAUUUUUAAAUUCAUUAACAUCAAAGCCAUUCUAAAACAACAUUAAGUUAGCUGAGUAAACUUUUAUUUUGAUGUACUUUCUGUUUGUUCCUGUCAAAGCUCUGCUCUAAGGACUUUCAAUCUUAAAUAUCUUUUUUAUGGAUCAUGAAAAAGAAAAUGACCUAUAAAGGAUAGCACUCUUAUCUGUACGCGUAAAGUGCGAAAAAAAUGAAAUUCAUUGAAAUCGAAUUGCUUGGGAUGCAUGCAUUUGACAUAAUCGGUACCGUAAUUGUACUGUGAAGCAAAAUUAUACCAAGAUAAGAUUAAAAAAUUCACUGUUAUAAAUUUCAUUUUCAUGCUUGCAUUUCAACGUUAAAUUAUGUUUCUUCCUCUUGCAUUUUUACCUGCAGCUUUUAAAUUCUAUUAUUUUGCUACAUUUCAUGAUAAAAUAAAAAUAAUUCGUCAAUCUGUCUUGGUAUAAUUUUUCUCUAAGUGUUUUUGCAAAUAAGUGACUAUUGAAAAAUUUUGUAUAACUUCGAGUUAGUAUUCAUUGGAUAGGGUUAAAUGAGUUGAAAUUAAUUGCCACUGACUAGUUAAAUUAACAAUUUUUGUUGUUACACUCUUCCAUGACUUUUGUAAGUGUGUAAUUAAGAAGCCCUCGAGUCUCGUAAAUAUUGAAUUGAAGAUAUUUGUGGCAAAGGAUUCUACCUUGUGGUUCACAUAUGUAACCUACCUACAAUUGGUUUAAUUUAUUAAGAACAUGAUGAACAAACUAAUGUUGUGAUCGUUUUAAUGAAGAUAUUCAGCUGGCGGUUUAUAUGUCUAUUUUCGAAAGAGUACAUGUGAAUUUUUUUUCUGUUUGACAAGAUUCAAAACUCUGCUUUUAUUGUUGAAGUAAAAAAAAAACCUGGUAAAAUUUAUAUUUCUUGUUGUAAAGUACACGCAGAAAGGCGUGGAUUUUUUAUGUGAUAUUUUUACUUGUUUUGCAAGUUUCUUUUGAUUAGUUCUAAAUUAGACGACAAACCGAUUCACAACAUUUAUUUAUCAAUAGCAUCUUCAUGACAAUUAAUUUUCAACAUGAUGUAAUGACAUCGAAACUACGACUAGUCAAAUCUAACAAAGUUCUAUGAGCACAAAUAUUAAAUUAGGAUACGUUUACGAAAAAUCUUCCCUCGUUCUUACCGUACGAAAAUCAUUAUUUUCUUGCUAUCGUUACAAAGAACUAUUUUGACGUUCGUUUUUAUAAUUUAUAAAAGCUUUCAAUUCACGUCAUAUUUUUAAAUAUGUAAGCCGUCAAUGAAGGAAAUCGCACUUUGCAAAGUUUUUAGAAAGAACUUUAUAUGUCGUUUUGCUCAAUAAUGAUUUUUGAUCAGCAUAAUAUUCCUGAUCGUUUUACCUUCCGUAUUGAUGACGCUAUGACAUUUUUUAAUUAUAAGGAAAAUGAAAGAUGAAAUGAUUCGUCUCAUUAGUACAUACUCAUACUUUCAGACUGAAACAUCGCACGAUUAUAAUUAUACUUUCAGUACAACAGAUUCAGAAGCGAGAUUUUGCAAAUAAAUAAGAGAAACAAAUACACAUCUGUACGCGUGUACCGUUUUGAUAAAGAAAUAGGCAGAAGCAGACUUAUUUUUCUAUUUUCUAAAUAUUUAUGCGAUCCGGUGAUACGAUAAGAUGAUAUUAAACAAAACCAGUAACAAAGAAAAUAAUAAUAAUAAUAAUAAAAAAAGAGUGAAAGAAGAGCGAUGAUUUGAUUUGUAAAGCGAAAUGUAACGAUUCAUACUGUUCGAGCUUUCAUUUUUAUCAUGAAGCAUUGUAAUGAGCACACUCAUAUUCUUACGCAAAGACAUUCGCGAGAGGCAUUUUCGUAAAUGUACAAGGUUGUUAUUAUAAUCUAAGAAAUCGUUUCCUAUUAGUUUGGCAUAAGCUCAAUGUCUUGAUUACAAAUAUGCGUAUCAAUGAACGCCCAAAACGUUCAUUCAGAAAGCAAAACUGCUAAGCAUCAUCGUUACAUAUGUAAAGGAAAAAAAAAAAACAAAUUGUACCUAAUGCAACUGUGCUUGCAGUUUCUCAUUUUCUAUACAUACUUAUUUAUUUUAAAUUCUAUUAAAUAUCUUUUUUUUAAUGUCGAUAGGAUGCGAUAAAGUUGCGAAUUCUUUUUGAAUAAACGGAACCGACUAUCUUGUAAUUCGACGUGUUCGGUUGUUGUGAUAUAGUUAAGCAUGUAAACUUUCGUCAGUGCUACGCACGAAAGCUAUCUUAUAUCUUUUUCGUUAUACUUACUUUUAUUGUUUAUCUUAUCGCCUUCACAAUGCAACAGGUCGUUCAUAUUUAAAUCCUGUUGGUCAUUUUUUUGUAAGCGGUCACGAGCAAGACAACAAGUACUUAAUAUUUUCGUUUCUUUCUCUAUUUAUAUAUACGUUACGCACUACAAACACGAAAGAUUUUAUUUUCACAACUUUUCCUACUCAUUAUCGUCUUAGUUUGGAGUUAGCAAGCACAAACAUGGGUAUACUGGGCUGGUUAGUUACCUGUUUCCGUACAUCAUCUAAAAUCUUGGAAAGGUAUCAUUUAGAAUUAGUAAUUUAUCUCUUUAAUGUUAAAUUCGUUUGACAUUGACUUGUUGUGUUCUUAGCACGCAAGGAAAAAAUUAAUUUUUCUAGCAGAAUAUUUCAUUUUAUUUAAAAAUUAUUUAAUUAAUUAUUUUAGCAAAUAGAUCCGAUAGCAAAUCAUGAAUUAUUGAUUACAAUGUCUUCCUAUUUUAAAAAUUCAUUCAAAGCAAGCGUGUUAAUUUAACCAAUUAUAAAACAGCAAAAAGUUAUGAGCAAAUAUAUCUUUCUUUUGUAAAUUUGUACACACACAUAUUUGAUUUUGACGCACAGAAUGAUUUUCUCAAUGCUUUUCAAUCGGACGAAACGUAUGAUGCGCUUCCAACGAUUUAUACUGUGUACUUACAUACUUGUUUUUAAUUAGAUAUAAGUUAAUGGCGAAAAGCGAUGCGAUUUGCCGCUGUAUUGAUCUCACACGGCGUUAUGAUUUUGCCUUCGCGAAUGUCUUUGCUUUAUCGAUAAGGAUCCAGACUCACGUAUCAGAACGAAUGAGCGAAACAGAUAUAAAUUGUGCGAAUAACUCCGCAAUGCUUGGAAAAAAUCUCAUGCUUCGAAGAACAGUUAUGUUAUGCGUAAUUAUUGCAUAAUUCCGCUAGAGAUUAUCGAAAUGCACAAUUUUCUCCAAUGUCAUACGAGUAAUCGAUUACAAAUGUGAACUGCGUCUUCAUUGUUUAAAAAUUUUCAUGACUUCAAUAUACAUGUAUAAAUUCAAAA